This is a messenger RNA of Melanotaenia boesemani (Boeseman's rainbowfish), 3188 nucleotides long. Its product is annotated as myb-like protein X. Bases 220 to 1530 code for a protein of 436 amino acids. NCBI's taxonomy places the organism in Eukaryota, Metazoa, Chordata, Actinopteri, Atheriniformes, Melanotaeniidae. The record is from RefSeq and is a predicted model, not a curated record. The transcript has 6 exons.
AACGCAGCAACGUUUUGUUAGCACAGUGAGACGACAGGGGGAACAUCUGACCUCCUGGCAGCGCUCUGGGCUUUGAUCUGGACUCAGUCACCUGACAAAAUACUUACACACCUCGGCUCGGCUCCACCUCACUCAGUGUGUGCGCGCGUGUGUGUAAAGAGGAUCCAGCCCAUCAUUUCCAAGGUUAUCUCCAAGAGGAGCCUGACUUUUUCGGAUCCUAUGGGAAUUCUGAUAACCGCGGUUUUUCUUUGGGCUGCAGUCGGAGUGGGAAGCCGGCCAGUAACCUCACCCCUUAAUGAUGCAAAGGUUGAGUGUAUUAUUCAGGAGACACUGAAUGAAGAUGGGCUGCAACAUGAAUGUGGACCGCAGUUAACAGAGGAACUCGAUGAAGUGCAAAGACAUCAAGGUCUUCUCCGAGAGCUGCAGAGACUGGCUGAUGAAGAGAAAGAAAAGGAGCAAGGUGAUGAAAGGGAGAGAUAUGAAUACAAUCCUGCCGAUGAUGAGAGCGACUUUGAACAGAGGGAUGACAAGGAGGAUGAAAGAUAUGUGACCGAUGUUGAAAAGCAGUCAGAGAAAAUAAAAGAAGAGACAAAGGACGAUUAUGACAUCAAGGAGAAGAUGACGGAGGAGCCACGGAUUGACAGCACAGGGACUGACGAUGAAGAGGAGAGAGCGAAGGAGCUCGAGGAGCUGCUUGCUGAAGAGAUCAACAAGAAAGGAAAGGAGGAGAGGAAUGAUGAGGAGCUUAAGGAACUGCUGAAAGAGCUGAAAAAGAAGCGAUAUGAAGCUGUGAAGGAGAGAGAGAUCCAGAACGGCUCUGAAGCCGAGCAGAAGCAGGAGGUAGAAGAUGAAGAGAUAAAAGAGAACAAAGAGAAGGGGGAAGAAACAGAAGAGGACUUGGAGAAGCAGAGGAUCGAAGAGAGGAGGAAGAAUGAGGUGGAGCUGAUGGUAGAGAAGGAGAAGGUGGAGAAGGAGUUGAAGGAGCUGCUGAAAGAUCAGGACACCAGGAGCAAUCCGGAGCAGGAGAGGGAGAGGAAGGCGAAGCAGGAGGAGCUGGAUGAACUCGUCAGAAAGAUGAAACGGGCACAGGAGGAGGAAGAAGAGCAGGACAUGCAGGGGAGGAAGAAGGAGGACAGCAUGGAUGGAAAGAUGGAGGAUGAGCAGGGCAAAGAGAAAGGGGCUGAAAAGGGGAAAGAGUUGGAUGGAAAAGCUGAGAAUGAAGUAAAGAAGAAGGACGAAGCGAUGAAGGUGAAGGAGCCGCAGCAGAAGAGGGUGAUGGAGAAAGCUAGCGAUGAGGCUACGCGGCAGUUUGAGCGAGAGAGGUACAAGGAUGGAGAUGAGGAUGAAAAUGAAAACGGUGAGGAUGAGGAAGAUGAGGAUGAAUACAUAAGAGAGGAUGAGGAAGACCAGGAGGAUGAUGUAGAUGAGGAUGAGGGGGGUGCUGAGGAAGAUGAAGGAGAGGAGCUCCUGGAGAUCGAAGCAGAGUUGCGCAAAGUUGCUGCAGAUCUGAGGGAGCUUCGCAGAGGAUAAGAUACACCCACACAGCAGACUUAUGAACCCCUUUGUUGCAGUCCCACGUCCAGCUCACACAUUUCCCAUUUAACAGCCUUCACCAUCCUCACAGCACUCAGAGAAAUUUCUUUAGACGUGAAUCUGUUAAAGGAAAUUAUUAGAAACUGUACAUGCUGUUAUAUCAUGUCUGCUUUUAAAUUACCUGGGAAAAGCUGACCAUUUUUGCCCUGCAAAAUGUGUCUUGACAUAGAAACAAACAAAAAAAAAUCUGUUUUCUGGUGAAGCUGAAAGCUUGUGUCCAUCAGUGGUGUUCCUGUCUGAGUUCAAGUAAAUGCUGUUUGUAAGGCAGACAGGGUAUUUUCUCUUCAGUUGCACUUUUAAAAAGCUGUUGCACUUUUAUUCAGAUGUUCAUUUUGACUGCAGAUUAAAAGCCAGAAAAUCUGUCAAUCAGUGCUUCUUAACUCCAACAGUAUCGUCUUUGAUUGUGUAUAGUUGGAGAGGAAAGCUGGUGUAGAUAUUUUGUGCAAUAACGGCACCUGUAGGCUGUCCCUGCUGUUCUGACUGUUAACAAUAUGUAAUGCUGAUAUUUCUACAUAUGAAGACAUAAUUUCCUCUUCACUUCUUUGAUGAUCACGUAGAAAUAAGGAUUGUGUUUCAUUUGGCUCGCACUGUUAAAUCUAGACUGUUUGUGAUUAACUGAAGUGACACAAGCCAAAAAAAAAAAAAAAGACACAAGAGGAUGCUGAUGGUGAUUCUGCACUCUCAUGUCAGAUGUUAAGUUAGUCUUUUGUGCGGUGGGUGGCGUGGUGACAGGAUGUGCUGUACUUAUGAGCUUAUAAGGUCUAAAAGUGUCACUUCAGGUUCUUAACCAGCUUUGCACUCUUAUGUCAACAAGCCAAGGAGGAGUCGAGGGAAGAAGGAGGGACACACUAAAGCCAUUUGUUGUCUUUUGGUAACAGCAACACUCACAAUUCUCAUUAAUUUUACAUCACCGAUUUUACAGCUGUCACCUCAUUUGUGUAAAUGUGAAGUUUUGUGGUCUGUAAGCCAAGGUUCUAUGAAAUAUUAAGCAACAGCGCCCCCAUGAGGACACUGGGUAGACAUGCACGUAGUGCAGGAUUAACAGGGUUACCAUUGGAGGCCCACUUUCUGCAAUAAUAUAGUUUAGAUUACAGCACAUUUGAAUGCAAUAAAUAGCCAGAUGAUGAUUUGUUUGAUGUAUUUUAAUAUAUAAUCAAAGUACAUAAUUAUGUACUCAUAUAGCAAAUAUAAUUCCUUGUUUUUCUACAAAGCCAAGCUUUACAGUACAUUUAUGUAUUUGAACACUAGCCAAGCAGCUAGUUCAGCUUGUGUAAACACAGUAAUAAUAUACAUUCUUAGUCAAAACUAAAAUAUUCCAAAGAGGAGAACUUUGCCCACUAAAAAUGAAUGUACUGUAGUUUACUUUUCUUUUUCUUUUCUACAGAAAUGCAGAAUGUUUCCAUGAAAUGUGACCAAUAAGCCAGCAUGAAAGUUGUAGAAAAUGUCUGUGUUUUGGGGGUGGGCAGGAGCGGGUGACAUACUGGGCAUAGAGAAAAAAAAAGAUUUGCAAUAUUACUGGCCAAUCAGAGUGUUGUAUUUUGUGCCUGCUGUAUUCUUUUCAGUGCUACCUGUCAAUCAAUAAACAGUGUAACAAA